Messenger RNA from Linum trigynum, 2582 nucleotides. Lineage: Eukaryota; Viridiplantae; Streptophyta; Magnoliopsida; Malpighiales; Linaceae. The record is from the annotation of a GenBank genome assembly.
UGAGAUGAAAUCAAGACUCAUGCAUAAACACGUUCGAGGCAAUAGAAUUCACUAUUUCUCAUUAAGGAAUUUUUUUUUUUGGUGAAAACUCAUUAAGGAAUUUAGUUCGCCUCUAUGGUAUCCAAGGUUAUGGAACUAUUCCUCCCAGGAUAGAACGAACGUACCUUUUCUGACGUACCGGUACUUGAAACCCCAGAUGCCAGCGAACGCAACAAACAGCGAGAAGUCACAUGACUCUAUUUUAUGCAUUUGUAGAGAGGAAAAUUUAAUGAAAAGAAAACUAAUUUUCUUUCUUCCGACCGAAAAUCCUUUUAGGAAAACUCGCUUCUGAAAGCAGAGGGGGUUGGUGUUAUUUAUAGAAAAUGAAGGGGGGGGGGGGUGAAGGGAUGUGACCCUUCGGGUGGGUGGUUACACCUCAACCAACACAUUGGUUCACUUUAAAAUAAUGAACCAUUGCAUCGAUUCAGCCCAUGGUAGUUGGAUCGGUUGGUUCACUCCAAUGACCAUAUCGAUCUAGUUCAAAUCGGUUUGGUUCGGUUGGCUACACAAACUAAUUUGACCAAUUACCAAAAGAUUUACUCAAAUCAAUUGACUGAAUCCAUGGUCUCCUUCCCAAAGAUAAUCAAUACAGUAUUCCAAAAGCUUCUCUUGGCUAGGGAUGACAGGCAAACCCAUAACCGCGGGUAUCCAACCGUCCCCGACCCAGUCAACGCGGGGAAUCCCUGCUUUGACCGGGUAUUGGUAAAACUUGCAAAACGCUUGAUGGGUAUGGGGCGGGUAUGGUUUUAGCUUCCCCCGCCCCAUACCCAUACUGAUACUCGCCCCAUCAGGUGUAUUUCUUCGCAUAUAAAAAAACAUUGAUUAAAUUGUAACCUAUCAAUAAUAGUGAGGUAACUCAAGAAAAUAUUUAGUAGAAAUGUAAUUGGAUGGCCACCCAAAUCAAAACCUAAUUCCAUUUCCUCGACUCUCACUUCACUAUUUCAUUUUCCCCAUAUUAACAAGGUUAUGUUUGUUAGUUAUUACUUAGUAGAUGUACUAUAUUAAUAGAAUAAUAAUUUGGAUUACAUUGUAUUCUAUCUGUAUUGAUUAGUGGAUGUUUUAGGAUAAGAUGCUUUGAACCGUGUUAAGAAUGAUUAUCUAUUUGUCAACUUCAUGAUAUAGUAGGUGCGUUUAGUGUUAUAAUUGAAAAUUUACAUAUAAAACUUUAGGUUUUAUAAUGUUGGAUAUACGAGGCGGGUAUUACUGAUGGGUAUCCGAAACCCUCGGUAUCGGGAUGGGUUUGCAAAACCUUCCUCCACAUGAGUAUAUGGGACGAGUAUGGAUUUGAAUAUAUGAAAGCGGGAUAGGGAUAAUUUAGGGCUUUUGGCAAACCCGCCCCAUUGCUAUUCUCUAUUAUUGGCUCCUUCCAAUUUUAUUAUCAUUCCAAUCAUUAAAAAUCCCAAUAAAAGUAGUGUUUAGCCGAAUUAAAGUGCUGCAUGAAGUAAAAAAAAAAAAGAUUAUUUAUAACCGGCUGCCUCAGAUUUACUUGAUGAGGGUCGGGUGGUCCAAAUAAUUUUGGGGAUGAAUAAUUUAUCUAUCACAAUUUGUAUUUGGUACAAAAAAAAAUCUUAUAUAGGAAUAGGAGUAUUAGCCGUAGGCAUAAAACAAAAGCGAAGAGAAAAAGAAAAAGGAGGAAGACCGGAAGAAAUGGCGAUGGCAGGUGGAUGGAGUGGGAGAUUAGUUUUAUCAUCAGCCUAUGAUAACAAUAAUAAUCAACGUAAACAAUUUAUUCCCACAAAGCCCAUAAUUUUAUCUUCGACCUCUCUCGAUCUUCCUCCUCGAGCUACUGCUGCUGCUUUUCUGCUCCCCGCAAAAAGACUGAGAAGCUCUGAGUCUGGGCAGCUGCUGCCGCGGCGGAUUACUGUUAUGGCGGAGGGUAAGGGGACGGCCACUACGAUAACUGAGAAAUCAGGAAUCAAAAUCGUCAGAAACCCUCCAGAAUCCAAACUCGCCGACCUCGGCGUCCGCUCUUGGCCCAAGUGGGGUUGUCCUCCAAGCAAGUUUCCAUGGACAUAUUCGGCCAAGGAGACAUGCUACCUUCUGGAGGGAAAGGUGAAGGUUUACCCUCAAGGAUCGGAUGAAGGCGUUGAGAUCGCUGCUGGUGACUUGGUUGAGUUCCCUAAUGGAAUGAGCUGCACUUGGGAUGUUUCUGUAGCCGUAGACAAGCACUACAAGUUUGAAUGAACUCUUUUCUUUCCUACUUAGUUUGCGCCUAAUAACAGCCUAAAGCAAAUGAUUGGCAAUGCUUGUCUGCCAAAGUAUACAUUGUAUUAUCCAGAUAGCUGUUGGGUUGCCUUGCUUAUUUCUUUUCCGGCUUAUCGCUCCGCUCCAGUAAGGAUGUUAAUAAAAAUACACCUUCAUUAACUGAAAUGCUAAAUGUCGUCCUAUCAUUACUAUUUGUCGUCCUAGAAUUAUAAGAUAAUUUACAUAUUUGUCCUAAUUUGAAAUUGUAACCAAAUCAAACACUUCCUCCUUACCCUCGAUUCGCUAUGCCUACUGCCAAAUUGUACCAAAUACAUUACAAAUAGAUUAUGCUGGAGGCA